Messenger RNA from Aspergillus wentii DTO 134E9, 222 nucleotides. Its product is annotated as Rpo12/RPC10 RNA polymerase subunit family protein. Gene Ontology annotation, molecular function: zinc ion binding; DNA-directed RNA polymerase activity; DNA binding. NCBI's taxonomy places the organism in Eukaryota, Fungi, Ascomycota, Eurotiomycetes, Eurotiales, Aspergillaceae. The transcript has 2 exons. Gene Ontology annotation, biological process: DNA-templated transcription. The coding region runs from base 1 to 222 and encodes 73 amino acids. Gene Ontology annotation, cellular component: RNA polymerase I complex; RNA polymerase II, core complex; RNA polymerase III complex. The record is from RefSeq and is a predicted model, not a curated record.
AUGUCUCGCGAAGCCUACCAAGUCCCCUCGCUCGGCACCCAGAACGCCUUCGGUGAUGUCGGUGCCAGCUCCAUGGAUGGUCCCAUUGUCGCCUACCUCUGUGGCGAGUGCAACUCGCGCGUUUCGCUGAAGAGGGGCGAUCAGAUCCGUUGCAAGGAAUGUGGUCACCGUGUGUUGUACAAGGAGAGAACGAAGAGAAUGGUGCAGUUCGAAGCUCGGUAG